UUGAAGAAGUGUUUUCAUCUGUCCAAGAAAAAUAUGAUGUCUCCAUUCCAAGCCUCACUCUUAUUCAUAAAUGUAUGUAUUUUUAUUUGUGGAGAAGCUGUACAAGGUAACUGUGUACAUCAUUCUACGGACUCUUCAGUAGUUAACAUUGUAGAAGAUGUAUCUAAUGCAAAAGAUGAAAGUAAAAGUAAUGAUACUGUUUGUAAGGAAGACUGUGAGGAAUCAUGUGAUGUUAAAACUAAAAUUACACGAGAAGAAAAACAUUUCAUGUGUAGAAAUUUGCAAAAUUCUAUUGUUUCCUACACAAGAAGUACCAAAAAACUACUAAGGAAUAUGAUGGAUGAGCAACAAACUUCCUUGGAUUAUUUGUCUAAUCAGGUUAACGAGCUCAUGAAUAGAGUUCUCCUUUUGACUACAGAAGUUUUUAGAAAACAACUGGAUCCUUUUCCUCACAGACCAGUUCAGUCACAUGGUUUAGAUUGCACUGAUAUUAAGGAUACCAUUGGUUCUGUCACCAAAACACCAAGUGGUUUAUACAUAAUUCACCCAGAAGGAUCUAGCUACCCAUUUGAGGUAAUGUGUGACAUGGAUUACAGAGGAGGUGGAUGGACUGUGAUACAGAAAAGGAUUGAUGGGAUAAUUGAUUUCCAAAGGUUGUGGUGUGAUUAUCUGGAUGGAUUUGGAGACCUUUUAGGAGAAUUUUGGCUAGGACUAAAAAAGAUUUUUUAUAUAGUAAAUCAGAAAAAUACCAGUUUUAUGCUGUAUGUGUCUUUGGAAUCAGAAGAUGACACACUUGCUUAUGCAUCAUAUGAUAAUUUUUGGCUAGAGGAUGAAACAAGAUUUUUUAAAAUGCACUUAGGACGGUAUUCAGGAAAUGCUGGUGAUGCAUUCCGAGGCCUCAAAAAAGAAGAUAAUCAAAAUGCAAUGCCUUUUAGCACAUCAGAUGUUGAUAAUGAUGGGUGUCGCCCUGCAUGCCUGGUCAAUGGUCAGUCUGUGAAGAGCUGCAGUCACCUCCAUAACAAGACCGGCUGGUGGUUUAACCAGUGUGGUCUAGCAAAUCUAAAUGGCAUUCAUCACUUCCCUGGAAAAUUGCUUGCAACUGGAAUUCAGUGGGGCACAUGGACCAAAAACAACUCACCUGUCAAGAUUAAAUCUGUUUCAAUGAAAAUUAGAAGAAUGUACAAUCCAUAUUUUAAAUAAUCUCAUUUAACAUUGUAAUGCAAGUUCUACAGUGAUUUGUGAUAAUAUAUUAAAGAUUUUUAAAAGUUUAUCUUUUUACUUAGUCUU
Messenger RNA from Chlorocebus sabaeus (green monkey), 1287 nucleotides. RefSeq names its product angiopoietin like 5 (gene ANGPTL5). The record is from RefSeq and is a predicted model, not a curated record. NCBI's taxonomy places the organism in Eukaryota, Metazoa, Chordata, Mammalia, Primates, Cercopithecidae.